Messenger RNA from Triticum aestivum (bread wheat), 1563 nucleotides. Its product is annotated as cytochrome P450 71A1-like. Gene Ontology annotation, molecular function: iron ion binding; oxidoreductase activity, acting on paired donors, with incorporation or reduction of molecular oxygen; monooxygenase activity. The transcript has 2 exons. Bases 1 to 1563 code for a protein of 520 amino acids. The record is from RefSeq and is a predicted model, not a curated record. Lineage: Eukaryota; Viridiplantae; Streptophyta; Magnoliopsida; Poales; Poaceae.
AUGGCGGUGUCGCUUGCCGCGGUCCUCGUACUCAUCCCCACCUUGGUCGUAUCUCUCAUAUACUACCUCCUCUCUGGCAAGAAGCCCAGCAGCAACGGGCAGCGGAGGCUGCCGCCGUCGCCGCCAGGCCUCCCGUUCCUCGGCCACCUCCACUUCCUCGGCUCCUUGCCGCACCGGGGCCUCGGGUCCCUGGCCGCGAAGCACGGACCGGUUCUGCUGAUCCGGCUCGGCCGCGUGCCCACCGUGCUCGUCUCCUCCGCCGUCGCCGCGGAGGAGGUGAUGAAAUCCCGCGACCUCGCCUUCGCGAGCCGCCCCAGGGUUGUCAUGGCCGAGCGACUCCUCUACGGGCGCGACGUCGCGUUCGCGCCGUAUGGUGACUACUGGCGGCAGACACGCCGCAUCUGCGCGGUCCACCUCCUCAGCCCGCGCCGCAUCCUGUCCUUCCGCCGGGUCCGGGAGGAGGAGGCCGCCGCGCUGGUCGAGCGUGUCCGUACCAGCGCCGGCGCUGGCGCCGUCGUUGACCUGAGCGAGCUCCUCAUCGCCUACGCCAACUACGUCGUCUCCCGCGCUGCGUUCGGCGACGAUAGCGCGCGCGGGCUGUACGAAGGCGACGACAGAGGACGCGAGCUGCGGAAGGUGUUCGCCCAAUUCGACGUGCUGCUCGGGACAACGCCGUUGGGAGAGCUCCUGCCGGGGAUGGGCUGGGUGGACUUUGUGCGGGGGUUGGAAGGGAAGGCGAGGCGGACGUUCGAGGCGCUGGACGGGAUGGUCGAGAAGGUCAUUGAGGACCACCGCAGACGGCGGCGUCAAGCAGGCGGGCGGCAGAUGCGAGACGACGUCGACGGCAAUGAUCACCGCGACUUCGUGGACGUGCUGCUCGAUGUAAACGAGACGGACAAGGACGCCUGCGUUCGGCUCGGAACGGUCGAAAUUAAGGCCAUUAUCUUGGACAUGUUCGCGGGCGGCACCUCCACCACGACCACGGCGAUGGAAUGGACCAUGGCGGAGCUCAUCGCCCACCCGCACGCGAUGCGCAAGCUCCAGGACGAGAUCCGAGCGGCCGUGGGCGGCGCCGACCACGUCACCGAGGACCACGUCGACAAGGUAGGCUACCUAAAGGCCGUGGUCAAGGAGACUCUCCGGCUGCACCCGCCGGUUCCGCUCCUGGUACCCCGGGAGCCACCCGCGGACGCCGAGAUACUCGGCCACCACGUCCCGGCGCGGACGCAGGUCGUGAUCAACUCGUGGGCCAUCGGCCGGGACCCGGCGACGUGGGAGCGCCCCGAUGAGUUCUGGCCGGAGAGGUUCUUGGACAGCAGCGUGGACUUCAGGGGCCAGGACUUCGAGCUGCUGCCGUUCGGUGCCGGGAGGAGAGGGUGCCCGGGGAUCGGGUUCGCCAUGUCGACUCUCGAAAUGGCGAUUGCGAGCUUGCUGCAUCACUUUGAUUGGGAGCCCGCCGGCGGGAACGUGCCAGGGACGCUGCUGGACAUGAGCGAGGUGAACGGCAUCGCUGUGCGGAUCAAGGGCGGCCUGCCGCUUGUCGCCAAAGCGUGGUUUCCAUAG